Messenger RNA from Motacilla alba alba, 2900 nucleotides. RefSeq names its product thioredoxin domain containing 15 (gene TXNDC15). Bases 316 to 1716 code for a protein of 466 amino acids. The transcript is spliced from 6 exons. The record is from RefSeq and is a predicted model, not a curated record. Gene Ontology annotation, biological process: cilium assembly. Gene Ontology annotation, cellular component: cilium. Lineage: Eukaryota; Metazoa; Chordata; Aves; Passeriformes; Motacillidae.
UAGUUUUAAAAAUACACCUUUAGUUUGCUGUGUUUUACCCGUACCCCAGCCUGCUGGAGGUUAAGGCACAGUUUGUGUGCAGACAAAUCCCAAACGGGACCGUGCUUCCCUAGCGAGGGUGGGAGUGGGCAAAUCCUCCGCAGGCAGCUGCGGCUGCGGGGGAGUGCUGGGGCUGCACCACGCUGGUACCAGAGCAGCCUUUGGGAUGAGUUCCAGGCACUCCCUGCUCAGUCACAGCAGCCUGCCGAAGCCGUGGGAUGGCACUUGACUCGUUGCAAGAAUUUCAGACCUGAGGUAAUUAAAAUCAGCGGUGAAAUGCUUCCAGCAGCCCGACAGCCGGCCCGGGCAGCGGCUCCGGUCACCGGAGCUCAGCCCUGCAAGGCGGGGUCACAGAAUCACGGGACGGUUUGGGUUGGAAGGGACCUGGAAGAACAUCUUGUUCCACCCCCUGCAAUGGGCAGGGACACUUUGCAUUGUGCCAGGGUGCUACAAGCCCCGUCGAGCCUGGCCUUGACCGCUUCCAGGGCCGGGACACAUUCCAGGGAUGGGGCAACCACAGCUUCUCAGGGCAACCAGGGGCGCACCAUGCUCACAACCGAACACUCCCAAUUCGGGGUUCAGGGCCGCGAGAAAACUCGGUUAAACCCACCCGCUUUGUGCCUAACACGAGCAGGGCUCAGCCCCCUCCGCCGUCCCGCCGCCACCCUCACGGCCAGAGGGCUCUUCCCACGGAACUACGAAGGCGGCGGAACGGGAAGUGUGCCGGGGAUCCGGCGGAAGCGCUCGUUGUCCGGGGAGACGCGGCGGCGGCCGCCGGGGCCGGGCUUGAGGCUGAGGAUGUGGCGGCUGCUGCUGGCGCUGGCCUGGCUCGCUGCGAGCCUUCCCGCAGGAGCGGCGGAGCGCGGCGGCCCCGAGCCGGUGCGGUACCGCACGGCCGAGAUGGCGGACGCGAUGCUGGGCAGCGGGGCCCUGGCCGAGCAGCCCGUGCUGCUGUCGGCGGUGCCGGCCGAGGCGAGCGGCGGCCCGGCCGGGGCUUGCGAUGGGGCGGCCGCGGGCGAUGCGUGCGGGCCGGCCCGGGAGCAGCCCGUGCUGGAGCCCGUGCCGCCCGCGCCCGCCGAGGAGCAGAACGGCACCGACAGCGCCAAGGCUCCCAAGGUGAACUGCGAGGAGAGGAACACGACGGGCAUCGAGCGCUUCACGCUGCAGAUCCUGAACGUGUCCCAGGACCUGAUGGAGUUCCUGAACCCAAACAGCAGUGACUGUACAUUGGUCCUGUUCUACACACCGUGGUGCCGCUUUUCUGCCAGCCUGGCACCUCAUUUUAACUCUUUGCCCCGAGCAUUUCCAACUCUUCGCUUCCUGGCACUGGAUGCAUCCCAGCACAGCAGUUUAUCAACUAGAUUUGGAACUGUGGCUGUACCAAAUAUCCUCCUUUUCCAAGGUGCUAAACCUAUGGCUAGAUUUAAUCAUACAGACAGAACGCUGGAAACCCUGAAAGACUUCAUCUUUAACCAGACAGGGAUAGAAGCUAGAAGCGAUGUGGCUGUGACAGAGGAGGACUGGGAAGGGCCCCUGCCAAGUGUCCUGACGAAGGGCAUAGACUGGCUGCUGCUGUUCUCUGUGCUCUUCCUGGCUGGCUUUGUCAUGUACGCCACCGUUCGCACCGACAGCAUCCGGUGGCUCAUCCCGGGACAAGAGCACGAACACCAGGAAUAACCUCAGAUGUUCAAACAGGGACAAAAUUUUGCACUUACUGGUAAAGUGGGAAUUUUUAUGGACUAGAAGUACCUAAGAAUGAACUGUUGAAUUUGUUGGUUGUAAUUUAUAAUAAUGACUAAAAAUUGGCUUUAUUUAUGAACUGCUGAAUCCGUGACAAGCACAUUUGUGGCGGUUCCAGUGGUAAGUGAACAAGUGUGAAAAAACAUGAACUAAAGUAUUAAGCUGCUCUGAUUGACUUCUUUUUAAUGGAAUUUGAUGUAAUUAGUGUUACAGUUCUAAUUUGUAGACCAGGGAAGAUUUUUACAGCACAUUGGUCUGUGCGUGGCACUGUGAGGCAAAUACUGGUGAAGGGAGCUGUUGGUACAUUAGUUUGACUGUCCAUAAAAUGAACUAUGAAGAUGUUUUAAAUGAUUUUUCACUCCCAUGGAGGUGACUGUUCCCACCUCUGGCACUGGGGUUCAGUGCUGGUUUUCUCAUUCGCUUCACUCUGAGUUUUGACUUAGUAACUGUUCUUUAUGAGAUUUAGAGUCACUUCCCAAGCUCACCUCACUAUUUCUGUGUGUGUAUACAACUUAUUUACCACCUUCCUGUUGGAUGAAAUUGUAUUAAUUGUCCUUAAAAAAAAAUAAAUCAGGUUUUUAGUGUAACCUUUUAAGUUCCUUUCUUUCAGAAGUAAAAACAUGCAAUUUCUGAACUACAGCUCAUGUGCCUAAAUUACCAAGACCAGUCUUGAUGCUUAUUUAAAUUUCUAGUACCAUGUUUGCUAGUUCCACACUGUCCACUUGAGGCUACAUAAUGAAUUUAUGGGUUUUUUUAGUUAUGAUUAGUAUGGAAGGCUUUGGAUAAGGUAUGGACUACUAUGUUGUGUGGGGAUGGAUUAUGUGAUUGCAUAAAAUUUAUCAUGGUGGAGGCUUGCCAGAGUAUCCUAAUAGGGUGGUUUAGAGAGCAAAUUAAACUAACAUUAAACAAAAAAGCCUUGAGACUCAUUGUAUGACAGAUACCUCAGAUCCCUGCAAUGUAAUUCUUCAUGAAUUUCUCUGCCGGCUCUAUCUUUUCCUCUGAAAACCAGAGGUCAUGUAUGUCUGUGUCCAAAAAGGAAACUGCACUGGUAAAACUUCGGUGUUACUGAAGAUGAAGGUGGGAUGGAUGUUAUUAAUAAAGACUGUGAACGAUAAAUUGGA